UCUACAAUGAAUGCAGAUGGCGAUUAAACAAUGGCUUGGUAAAGUGAAAACUCCGGGAUGGCUUUUCUCUGCUCUUUUCAGUUGGUACAAGAUAUCUUUACCUCGCCAUAUCUCCCUGGCAAAACUGGCUGUCAAGCAUCGCUGAAUACACGAAAAAAUAUAUUUUUUUUUUUUAAGAAUUCAACGAAAAUUUUAAAACCAAAUUAUAUAUUACGUAUAUAAAUGCCAAGCGUUAAGGAUGAAUCGGAGGCAGAAGGAGAGGAGAUGUCCCAUGACAGCAACGAAAGUAACCAGAGUUCUGCAUCAUGUGACAGUAGCGCAGAACAUACUGACAGUGAUGAUUCUUCAGAGAUGGAUGAGGAUGAAUGCGAGAGGAGACGGAAUGAAUGCAUGGAAAACUUAUUAGAUCUAGAAAGACAGUUUACUCUUCUCAAAGAACAAUUGUAUCGAGAAAGAAUUACACAGGUGGACACAAAACUUGGAGAAGUACGUGUUGGAAAAUCUGAAGAGUAUCUAAUACCACUAGAGCGACUAAAAGAAAAUAUGAAAACAAAAACAGAGGUAGCUGGAAUAUUGAAACAGUACAGGUUGCAAAACAUACAGAACAAAUUUCUAGCAGAAGAGCAGGCUGCCUUGCAAAAUUUUGAAAGUGAGAAAGGAUUGAUUUGGGAUUGUAUUCAUAACGAUCUCCAAGAGAAGAUUCGCCGUUUAGAGGAAGAUAGAAACAAUGUGGACAUACAUGCGGAUUUAUGGCUUAAUACGACUGGUAGAAGACGCAGGAACCAUUUGGAGAGAAGACGAGCAGUUUCCGUUGCAGGUCCAUACAUUGUUUACAUGCUCAACGAUGCGGAUAUAUUAGAGGAUUGGGCGUUAAUAAAGAAAAGCUUAAGCAGUUGGAAAACGGAAAUAAUGUAAUCUUCACUCGAGAGUAUCCAAAGAAAAUAUUUUCGACACUAAUAUUAUGCGUCCAUCUUUCAUACGAAUAGAGAUUUCGUCCAAAAUUGGUUUGAAAUCAGACAAAUACAUUUUCCAUAUUGGCGUUCAUUGCGCGUCUAAUGUUUGUACAGUGUGCCUUGAAAAAAAAUGAAGGUAGUUGUUUAUUUUAAGGAACAUCUCGUUGACUCUAGACUCUAGAUAAACGAGAACUGGUCUCUUAAAAUAAGAAAAAGAUUUGCCAAAAUAAACAUCAAAAUUGAUAUAUGUAUUUCUGUAGUAAUGCAGGAAAAUUUUCAUUAAUGUAGGAAAAUUAUUUACACAUGACUGUGCCGUCAAUAAGAGCAGAUUCACAGCUCGAAAAAAAAAACAGAUAUUUACUGUAUAUUAAUUUUACUUAAUAAAACAAAUUAUAUAUCAA
Messenger RNA from Formica exsecta, 1354 nucleotides. RefSeq names its product breast cancer metastasis-suppressor 1-like protein (gene Brms1). The coding region runs from base 223 to 915 and encodes 230 amino acids. The transcript has 3 exons. NCBI's taxonomy places the organism in Eukaryota, Metazoa, Arthropoda, Insecta, Hymenoptera, Formicidae. Gene Ontology annotation, biological process: negative regulation of transcription by RNA polymerase II. Gene Ontology annotation, cellular component: Sin3-type complex. Gene Ontology annotation, molecular function: histone deacetylase binding. The record is from RefSeq and is a predicted model, not a curated record.